CACAGUUGUUCUGUUCGCUUCCCGGCUUGUGAUUUUGGAGUCUGUCAGUAGUGCCGCGCGAUCGCGCGCAAUGGUGCUUUGUCGCUAUCUGUCAAUCGCUUCAAUCUGUGGCGGCAUCGAUCACAAUGUGAUUGCGAUUCCCCGUUUCCGGAAAGUGUCACUCCGGCUCGAACGACGCUUUGGUAUCGAUGCUGCAUUUACUGAGAUGCGCCGUUGGCCUGUACGCUAAAUGGCAAAGAUUAUAGCGACAGCUCUUGCAAAGCCUUCUUAAUCUUAAUUAAAAAUCUCGAGUGAAAUGACGCCAAUUAAAGCACAUUAAUUUGCAACAUGUCAAGUGCAAUGCAUCUGUGAUAUAUUGCAGAAGUCACUCCAGAGGAAGUGAUAAAACUAGAAAAAUUGACAUUGAUAUUAAUCAUGCCGUAAUGAAGUGAUAAACAAGAUUUUUAUCGUAAUGGAGGACUAUACACCAAUCGACGAGGACUUCCCGGGCCGGCUGUUGCACCAGGCUGCGCUUUGGGACAACGCCGAGUUGUUGGAAGAUCUGCUGCGCGGUGAGCACGCGCAGUACGUCAACAGCAAGGACUCGUGGGGCAGGACACCAAUGCACGCAGCCGCGAUCACGGAGAACUCCCGCUGCCUGGACGUCCUGCUGACCGCCGGGGCCGAUCCGAAUAUUACUUGCGGCCCGCGGGGUCACCAUCGGACGCCGUUGCACGUGUGCGCGGAGCACGGCCAUGCCGGCAACGUGGAGAAAUUGCUGAGCUUCAAUGCAGACCUCAUGAUCCGCGACGACGACGGCAUGAAGCCGCUCGACAUUGCCGAGAAGGGCAGGCACGACUCUUGCAUCCAUCUUCUGAAAGUAGCGGCCGAGAAAUACGAACUCGCUAAGGAAGCAACACACGCCACUUUACGCGCGGCUUGUAUUCAAGGCGACACUGUAGCCGCCCGGAAUAUUAUUCAGGGCCUGUCGACCGAUCUGGAGUGCGUGGUGAACAUGGCGCCCAAUGGCGCAAACACGCUGCUCUUCGUCACCUGCGAGAGCGGCCACAAGGAUAUCGUACGACUAUUGUUGGACCACGGUGCCGGCUGCAGGAGUCAUCCAGUUACCAAGUACUGUCCGCUUUACAUAGCGUGCUACCACGGCAAGGUGGAGAUUGUCGAGCUGCUGCUUCGACAUUUUCCCAAGCAGACGCAGCAGCUCACAGUGGAACGUUGGCUACCGAUUCACGCCGCGGCGAUAAACGGCCAUCAUCUCGUAAUCGACAUGCUGCUCAAGUUCGAAUAUCCGCAACACAUCUAUCAACGUUACAGAGAUCCGUCCGGCGAGUUCGAGUACGAGCUACCGUUCGAUAUCAACGCGCAGGAUGUCACCGGCCAGCACGUGUUGUACAUAAGUAGCAUGUUGGGAAACGUCAAGUGCGUCGAGCUGUUGCUGAGUUACCGAGUGAAGGCGAGGACCACCAAAGAGGAAGACGGCGCCGGCGGCACACAGCAGCUUCCAGUAUCCAAACGCAAAAUCUCCAGCGGUAUCCAGAGAUUGAUGUCGUCGCUGAAUUUCCGCAGCAAGACGCCCACGGAUAAAAAGGACGACAAAAUGAUAUAUCCGGUGAAUCUCGAUCUCUACUGCAACAACGGCAGCGAAACCGCGCUGCACGCGGCCGUCAGAGGCAGACAUACCGACGUGGUGAACGCUCUCCUUCAGGCCGGCGCCAAUUUGGAGCUGCCUGUCAAAGUCCCGUACGACCAAAGUGAUCCUGAAGGCAGUUACUCGAGCGUGCUGACAAUCGCGUGUCAGAAUCGCGACGUGAAGAUCGCGGAUCUGUUGCUGAAGCACGGCGCCGUCGACAACGAGUGCAAGGCGUUGAAGAUCGCCGCGCAGAAUCGCGACGAGGCGUUGACCGCGAAGCUGCUGUCGAUCAAAGCGCAUCCGGACUCUGAAUAUAAGAUCAACAAGAAGGCCAUGACCGAGUGUACGCAGAGCUCGCACUUUUCCGCCCUGUCGUCCUUCGGCCACGUCACCUACUCCACGCUGUUCCCGAAAACGCCCACGAUGAUCAACUGGCAUAAUCAGCAGUGUCACCUGUCGCAGAUUCGACUGCAGUGGCUGAUCGACGCGGUGCUGCACGUUAACAGAAAGCUGAGCCCGCGGAACAACGACUUGGUGCUGUACGCUAUCACGCGCAUCGACAUCUCUCACAACUCCAUCACUACCGUGCCGUCCGCCAUGUUUUACCUACAAAGUCUACGAUAUCUCAACAUGGCGCAGAACAAGAUCGACACCCUCACGGCCGACUCGAAGAAUCCGAAGGACAAGCUGUGCCCGGUCCUGGAAGAAAUGUAUCUGCAAGACAAUCGACUGGAGCAAUUGCCGGAAUUUAUCAUGAAUUUGCCGGCGUUAGAAAUCAUGGAUGUGUCCAACAACAAGCUGCAAUGCCUGCCGCAGAACCUGUGGCGCGCGCCCAAGUUGAAGGAAUUGAACGCGUCGUUCAAUUUGCUGCGCGAUUUGCCGAGUCAAGCGUCGCAGAAUGUUCUGAGGAAGCCGCAGCGCGGCGAUGAGGUGCAGCAAAACGGCGUCUUUCGCGGAUUGGCCGCUGUACCGCGUAUAGAAUCCAUGGAGUUCGACUCGUUCACGAAGAUCGCGAACGCGCAGGUGAUCGAGAUGGAACGGCCGCAUGUUUGGACCAGCUCCGUUCAAGUGUCCGAAAGGAUGAGCGACGACACGGAAAACGGCAACAAGUCGGUGCUGGCGUCGUUAAAUCUGGCGCACAACCUCUUCAACAGCAUUCCCGUGGCGCUGCCCUGCCUCGCGGUCAGCCUGGUGCGGCUGAAUAUGGCGUACAACUCUCUGCGCUCGAUGAGUCACAUCACCUCGUACCCGGCGAGCCUGAAGCAGCUGGAUCUGUCGAACAAUCAAAUCACGCGGUGGCCUAGCUUGCCGCAGGUCGACAGUUCCGACAGCAUGGAGCAGGCGAACACGGCCUGCUACUGUCCGGCCGUCAACGCGCAGUCGCCCAGCAUCGUACCUUGCAACCCACGGCAGACGCCCACGUCAAUGCGUGACAUCGUGUUGCAGUCGGUGUGCGCGCACAGGCGACACCUGCGACUGGAGAAUCUACGCACGCUGAUCCUAGCGAACAAUCUGCUGAAUCGCAUCCAGCUGACGUCGUACGACGACGGCGAGAUGCCGUGCCUGGACGAAGAAAGGGACGCGGACAAGGACCCGAACACCGGACACUCCACCAAGUCGUACUUACUCUUUCCUAACGUGAGCAUGCUGGACAUCAGCAACAAUCAGCUGCGCGAUAUACCGCACAACAUCUACGAGCUGAGCAAUCUGUCGGUGCUGAACGUCAGCGGUAACAACGAGAUCGUCGAGCUACCGCCGCAGAUGGGUCUGCUCGGUCGCCUGUGGAAUCUCAACACGCAGGGCUGCCGCCUGCAGGAGCCGCUCAAGUCGAUGAUCGAAUCGAAGAAAUAUAAGACGAUGGAUGUGAUCGGUUAUCUCAAGUCGAUUCUCGAGGAUGCAAAGGCGUACGCGCGUAUGAAGCUGAUGAUCGUCGGCAUCCAGGGCAUCGGCAAGACGAGUCUGCUCGAACAGCUACGGCAGGAGGGCGAGGUGCCGAACAAGAAGAAGGCGUCCGAGCACUGGGCCAAGCGAAUGGGUAACAAGAACAUCAACGCGAAGACCGCCAAGGGCACGAUCAUCUCAACGGUGGGCGUGGACAUCGGCGAUUGGAUCUACGAGAAGAAGGUGCGCGGACAAUCAUCCCACGGGUCGGUUUAUUUCAGAACUUGGGACUUUGGCGGCCAGCGUGAAUACUAUGCCACGCACCAAUACUUCCUGUCGAAGCGCAGCUUAUACCUGGUUGUAUGGCGGAUCACGGAUGGAUUCAAGGGCGUUUCCGAAAUCUUCCAGUGGCUGGUGAACAUUCAGAGUAGAGCGCCCAACUCGCCGGUCAUUAUCGUCGGCACUCACUACGAUGUUUCCUACGAGCACAGCGAAGGCUUGCAGCAAUACAUCCGCGACAAGUUCAUCAACGUGGUCGAUGCGGAGAAGUGCGGCCUGCCCAAGGUCAUGGAAACCAUCGAAGUGAGCUGUAAGACGCGACACAACAUUAAGAUGCUGUGCAAUCUUAUCUACGAUGUCGUCUUCAGUCUGAGAUCGCCCGGCAGCAAAGAACUGCUGCUGGAACAGAAGGUUCCUGCGAGUUAUCUGGCGUUGGAGGACGUGGUGAUCCAGCUGGCGCACGACAGAAAACUGUCCGGCAUGGAUCCGGUGCUGAAAGCCGAUCAGUAUUACGCGGCGGUCAACAACGAGCUUCAGAAACUGCACAGGUCCUUCAGAGACCCCGCCGAGCUUCACCAGGCGACGCUUUUUCUCCACGAGAACGGUAUAAUUCUGCACUACGACGACGCCACGCUGAAGGAUCUCUACUUCUUGGAUCCGCAGUGGCUCUGCGACAUGCUGGCUCACGUGGUCACCAUACGAGAAAUCAAUCCAUUUGCCAGAUCCGGCAUAAUGAAGCUCGACGACAUCCAGCACGUCUUCAAGUCCUCCACGAUAUCGUCGAUCGAUACCCAGGGCUAUAUCGUCAGCUUGCUGAACAAGUUUGAGGUCGCCCUGACGUGGGACUGCCGCACCCUGCUGAUACCGUCUCUUCUGCCCACCGAGGAGGACGUCCUGCGCAACAAUCAGAUCAUCAGGGUGCCGGUGAAGACGCGCGGUUGGCACCAGAUGCGCGCCAAGAAGAUAACAUCGCCCAUGUUCGUAUGCUUGAGCGCGACACCCGGCGACAACAAGAGCGCCGAGUGCGUGCUGACGUCGAGAUCACAGCCUGAUUGUUCCGUCACUAGACUGUUGCUCAUGUCGUACUUUCCGAGCGGCUUCUGGUCCCGAUUGGUCACACGAAUCUUAGCCGACGACGCCAUCGUCGAGAUCGUCAUGUCAUUCCUGGCGCCGUUCAAAGACUUUGUCGACGACAACAUCUUCGCCAGUUUGCUGGAUCUGCAGGCGGAAUGGGUGCUCUGGCAGACGGGAAUCGAGCUACGGUACUCGGGCAUCACCUUGCUGCGCUUGAAGGAGGUCUGUUACAAUCUGAAAAAUUCGCCGUACGAUUAUAGGCAAUUUAUAUUCAAGCUGAAGCAGGACGGCAUUUGGUGCACGGUGGAUCUGAAAAAUUCUGCCAUCCUCGAGAUCUGGUUUCCGGUCGACACCCUCGUCAUCAAGCAGCCCAUCAUGUCCGAUUCCGUGGACGAGGAGCCGAUGGGUUACCAGGCGAUCGUAGUGGAGCCGCGGCCGGAGAGCAUACCGCAGCUAAUGGCGCUGAUCGUCGACCAUAUCGACAUCCUGCUCGAAGACUGGUAUCCUACGUUAGGCACACGCUUCGUUCACACCUCGGAGGGCAAGCUGCUGGUCACCAGGCUUAUACCUUGCCCGCGGUGUCUGCUCGGUAACGCCGAGAGCGGCGACAGCGAGUCGAGCGACAGCGACGGUCGGCUGAUCGAGGAUAUUCAAAAGUACUGCGCGGUGAAUCGCACCGAGAGACAAAGCCAGGACAGCUACAAAUCCGACGGCGACAGCGGCGUCGGCUACGACAGUCUGACAUCCAGUAGGAUGCCGUCGCUCGAAGGACACCCGGACGUAUCGAAGCAGCAGAAUUCUUCGUCGCACGCCGAAGGCACUCUCGCCUACUCUUGGAUGGUGGAGGAAUGCAUACUGGCGGCGUACAGCAACAAGCCCAUCAGCUGUCCGAAGCACUCGGAGAUUCCGCUGUCGCACGUCGCGCCGGACAUCAUCUUUAUGGACCUGGGCGCCAAGCACCUGAUCAAGUCGGACGACCUGAAGCGCGGCAAGCUGCUCGGUCGCGGCGCCUUCGGCUUCGUCUUCCGCGGCAGCUGCCGGCUGCCGGGCACGCACAUCCGUGCCGACGUGGCCAUCAAGAUGCUGCAGCCGGUCUCGCCGGGUCCGAACUCCACGCAGUCGGCGAUCCUCGCGUACAAGGCGUCGCAGAGCAAGUGGGAUCGGGACCCGUUGCAAUACGCCUGCAAAGCGUACUGCAUGGCGCGUCAGGAACUCAAUAUCUUGCUGACGCUCAGGCACGCGAACAUCGUGCCGCUGAUCGGCAUAGUCGUGAGUCCACUGGCUCUCGUGUUGGAUCUGGCGCCCCAGGGCGCACUGGACAACGUCCUGAAGAACUACCGUCGCUCCGGCGCCAAGCUCGAUCCCUACACGCUGCAAGCGAUAAUCUUGCAGGUUGCCAAAGCGGUGGAGUAUCUGCAUCAACAGCACGUCAUCUAUCGCGAUCUGAAGUCGGAGAACGUUUUAGUGUGGCAGAUACCAUUGCCGUUUCAGGAGAGUCCGGAGCCGGUGCACGUGAAGGUCGCCGAUUACGGUAUCUCGCGACUGACACUACCCACGGGUGCGAAGGGCUUCGGCGGCACGGAGGGCUUCAUGGCGCCCGAAAUCAUCAAGUACAACGGCGAGGAGGAGUACACGGAGAAGGUGGACUCGUUCUCGUUCGGCAUGUUCGUCUACGAGCUGAUCACGCUGCGUCAGCCGUUCGAGGGCCACGAGGCGGUGAAAGAGUGCAUCCUGGAGGGCGGCAGACCACCGCUCGUAUACCGCGAGACCUUCCAUCCGUGCUACGCGCUCGACCUGAUGGUGAUAUGCUGGGCGCAGAACCCGAAAGAUCGGCCAACCGCCAGUCAGAUCGUCUCGAUCGCUUCCGCGCCUGAGUUCACACACUUGAUAGACGUCACCCUGCUGACGGAGCGCACGCAAGUGACGGCGGUCACCAUGACGAAUCGCAGCGGAAACGCCGGCGGCCAGAACGACACGGCGGACGGUCUGAACGGUGACGAGAUCUGGUUCGGCCACAACAACGGCGAGGUGGACAUGCUGCUGGGAACGCAGAAGGGCUGGCUGCGUCACGUGCGCAUUGAGACGCCGGUAAUACCGUACGCCAUGUGCGGCGUCGACGGCUACAUCUGGAUCGGCGACAACGCCGGCCAGGUGCACGUCUACCUGUGCGGCAACUUCGGCUGCGUGGCAAGCUACAGCCUGGAAGCGGAUCACAACCGGGAGUCGAAAGUAGUCGGGCUGAUCCAUCUGGAGCAGCUGAAACAGUUCGCGGUGGCGUUGCACAGCGGCCGGAUCUUCCUGCUGUCCAAUUCGUUCACGCAGAUGCGGAAGUCGGAGGUCACGGCGAACGGCGCUGCCGCGGAAACGACUCGUCACAACGCCGAUGUCAAGACCUACUCGCUGGCGGCGGUCUGCCGGAAGAGGCGGGUGCUGGAGCUCUGGACGGGUCAAAGUUUCGGCCGGAUAUCCAUUUACACGUUGAAGGACGGCAAUCUGAUCGACACGGUGCAGUUGUCGCACUGCACGGGAACCGCCAACGACACCGCGAUGAGAAAUCUCUUCGCCACGUACCUGAUCGCCGCGGCGACUGAGAACUUUGUCUUCUCGUACACGUAUCCGGGCUGCGUAGUGUUCCAGUGGGACGUGGACAGCCGGCAGAUCGUCAACAAGCUCGACAUGUCCAAGCUGGUGCCGUGCUCCGAGAGUCUCAAGUCCAUUUCGAUCGAGGAGAAUCUGUCGACGGAGAAGUGCCAGGUGACUGCGCUCGAGGCCAGCGCGGGCCAGCUGUACAUCGGCACCACCUGGGGCUGCAUCGUCGUCGCCGAGUGCGGCACCCUGCGGCCCGUCACCGUGUUCCGGCCGUUUGAGGGUAAGGUCUGCCAAAUCGUGACGCUCAGGUCCGCUGACAAGAAGAAAUCGGUGCUGGCGACUGUCGGCCAGGGCUACCGCAGCCUCAUCGCGCGGUACACCGACUUCCCGCUGAAAAAUCUGGAGAGCGAGGAGCUCAGACACGGCAUGUACACGCUGCUGUGGCGAUCGGAGAACUGGUCGGCUGCCUGAUUUCCUCGGAGGUCUUAAAAUCCACGUUGUCAUUCGCAUUUAGCGUUAUUUAGCGUUGAACGCUCGUCUGAUUCCGUUUAUCUUGAACGAAGAUAACAAUACACAAAGUCAAGAGACUAUGAGAUAAAAAUUAACCGCGCUUUAACAUUAAAUGCGCGGUGACGGUACAUAAAAUAAAAAUACACCACUACGCUUUAGCACUAAAUGUGAGAAGAUGGACCUAAUUCAACUUCCUUAACGAAUGGGCAAAAAGAAAUUUUUGUAACGGGAUUCAAUUGAUGCCAAAGUAUAAUUCGAUAUGACGAAAUUUCGAAGAGCGGUGAAGUUUGUCGUAACAGGAUUGCAAGACUUCCUUCUUCGGCAGUGGAUACCGGAAAUGCUUAAGUGGUGCGGGGUUUAACUGAGUUACGACUCGGUGAAUCUUAUACGUCCAAUAUUAUAGUACCUAAUAUAAAGGGGUGUUCGAUGCGAAUAAGCGUGCUUGACGAAGAAACCAUUUCUUCGUAGAAUUGAGAGAAACAGCUUUUGGCGUUUAAUGUUUCUCGGAGCACCAAGUACGUUUAUUAACGAAUACUCUGUGUAUUUAUCGCGUGAUAAACUGUAAGCUGAGUCUUUAGUUCGUCCAGGUUGCAGGAAUCUAUUAGUCAAGUCAUAAAAGAAACACAUUCUUAUUUUGUAUAACACUUAAGCUUAAGUAAUUUAAUGACACUCUGAAGUACGUUUUCGCUUUAAAUAUAAUCGGAUGUUAGCUACGAGUCAUGCUAUUUUAAAUAUUUAAAUAACGAAUAAACACGAAUAAUUUUUCGAUAUUAAUGCAAUUCGAUUCAUCAUUGCAAGAUAAGAACAAAGAAAAGAAAAAUAUUCUUUAAUAUCCUUAACUGAACUGUUUUAGAUAUUGAAAAGAUAUUUUUAGCACUAUUAAUUAAUUUUGAUAAUAUCGUUAAUGUUAAGCUCCGAUGAGUCUUACUGCUGACAGUAAAAUUCACAAUUUCGAAAUGAAAAUAUGAUUUUUUUAGAUCAAGUUUAUACAUAUACAUAUAUCUUUCCCUGCGAUUCAGCUGUAUCACGUCCAAAGUAAUAUCCUUCGUAUUACAAAGUAUGCGGAGAUCAUGUCCAAAUGAAGCUGAAAUUUGUAGGGUAUGCAAUAAAAAAGUAUAUCAGCAUUUUAUUAUUAUAUUAGAAAAAUAAGUAGCAUCUUGCUCAACCGAUCAAAUUUUACUUUUUCACUUAUGAUUUAAUUGUAGAAGAAUGAACAGAAUGUAUCCCAAACAAUUAAUGUGAUACGAGAUACUCAGCGAGAAAGAGAAAAAAAAACAUAAUAUAUUACUAAAAGAUAUUAUAUAUUAUUUUUAAUUACGACGCUCUCUAAUUGUGUUUACUGGCAAAAAACUUUUGGAAAGCUUGCUAGAAAUCUAAACAGAUAUAUAUGCCCCUUCCCAAUACGUAAAGGACUAUUCAAGCUAACGUUUUUAUUAGCUCAUAACAAUAGAUGAAAAAGUGAGCAAUACUUAUAAUACGAUUUAUACGUCGCAUGUAACGCAUUUAGGCGACAAAUUGUAUUUAAAGGACUGAGCGGACAUUACCUCGGGAAAAAUGUGAGUUUUCUUAGUAAUAUAUGAUGUACACGGUUUGCUGGCAUUCCCGAACCGACGCGUUCGGUAUAUUAAUACAGUAAUUUUAAUACACAUUGCGUUUUAUACGAGGAAAAGUCGAAAAGUGAAGGAACAUUGAUUGGGGAUUUAAAAGCUUCUUUACUCUUUUACUUUUCCUCGUAUUUAUUUUUAAUUACUCGUACCUGCAACGCAUGAAGCGAAUCACAGUGAUAUAUAGCGCAGCUUGCAUCCCCUUUUUCUAAUAUUGACGAUUAUCGUGACGCGAGCUAGAUAGAAAUUGUACGUAACUAUACCCAAUGUAAAAAUCCCGAAAUAUUAAUUAAGUACCUUGGAAUAUAACGAGUGAUUACUGUAAAGAAAUUUCUACUUAUUAAGAUUGAAAAUUCUACGAGUGAUCUCGACGCAGAACCAUCAUUGUAAAUUCACACGUUUACUCAUCGUAAAGAUUAUUAUGGUUAUCAUCUCAUUAUUCAUCAGCGUAAGUUAUAAUCUUACCAGAACUCAUUGUUAUUUAAUGUACCGAUUGUCACAAAUAUAAACCAUUGUUGAACAAGAA
Linepithema humile (Argentine ant) is the source of this 10090-nucleotide messenger RNA. NCBI's taxonomy places the organism in Eukaryota, Metazoa, Arthropoda, Insecta, Hymenoptera, Formicidae. The record is from RefSeq and is a predicted model, not a curated record.